AUGCCGCCUCGAGCCUCCCUCACAGGAUCCUUCUCCGUUUCCGACGAGAACAAUGUCGUCGUUUGCCCGCUGCGGAACCAUGAUGGCUCUGCCUGUCGGAAGCGCUGCACUGGCGAGAAGAGAUAUCGCUCCAUGCAGGAGCAUAUCCGCCGCGCGCAUCCCGAACACUACAUCCCCAAGCUCCCCGCCACCGAAGAAAGCUUCACGCUCAUGAUCAACUCCCCUCCGCAAGAGCGCCCUCCCCAACCCGUACAAUCCCAUACUUCUGCAGGCCCACAAGGUUGGUGCCCUUGCCCCGGAGGCGAUCGCAAUGCCUUCCACGCCAACGAUUACGGUCCCGGCAGCGCCAGGGCCGUGGGUGAGGUGCGCCGACCCUCCAUACUGCCCGCCGCCAGUGCUGCUGCUGCCCUAGCUUCGUUGCACAAUUCACGGGUCGAGAUGGGAUGGGAAUCGGAUCCGGAGGCCACUUCUGAGCCUGAUUCGAAGAGCUACAGACCUCGGGCUCGUUUCGCUCCCACGGCCAUGGAGCAGCAUAUGACCGGCCAGGAGCCUUACUAUACCUCAUCUACAUUGCACCAUCAAUUGCUACCGUCUUCCAUGGCAGAGUCACCACCGGGACGUUCCUCCACUCUUCCCCCGGUCCCGCGUUCGGUGAAGCCUAACCGCCCUCGCAAGUCUUCGGUGGGUAAGGCGAAGCAUGAGCGGUUGAAGGCCAGAGAUCAGCGGAGGUUGAAGGCAUACUCUGCAGAGCCACAGACGGCAGCCGCCAUAUAUGGGAAGAGGUGGGAAGACCUCAUUGACGCGGCAGCUUCAGCAACAGAGGAAGACAGCCGAGAUCUGACUCCAGUGCCUCAAUCACCGACCCGCUCUCCACAGAUCUUCAGCCGUUCUUCCCUCCCUCCCUUCGCCGCUCCCGCCCCGCACAUCCAAUCCUACACCGCAUCACCCCUGCACAAAGCCCUCACUCCUCCACCCCCGGAACUUUCCGACCUGCAACCCUUCCCCUCCGUCGAAUCCUCCAUUGACUCCACCGCUUCGGGCAUCAACUUCCACAUGCCCUCUCAAGGCCUCUCGGACUCUUCGCCCACAUAUCUCCAGCCUGUGCAAAUCUACUGUGCCGCGUGUAGGAAGCUGUCGGUGCUGAAGGAGAGUUUUGCAUGUACCGAGUGUAUAUGCGGUCUUUGUCAGGAGUGUGUGGAUGUGCUGGUUAGCGAGCAGACGAGGGGCCGGACGGCGAGGUGUCCGCGGUGUGGGGCGGUGGGAGGCAAGUUCAAGCCGUUUCAGUUGGACAUUAGAUGA
This is a messenger RNA of Westerdykella ornata, 1299 nucleotides long. RefSeq lists its product as uncharacterized. The transcript is spliced from 5 exons. Lineage: Eukaryota; Fungi; Ascomycota; Dothideomycetes; Pleosporales; Sporormiaceae. The record is from RefSeq and is a predicted model, not a curated record. The coding region runs from base 1 to 1299 and encodes 432 amino acids.